GGGGAGGGGAGGGGAUAGUUGCUUUUUUGUGUUAUUUCUGUGGAGGGUUGGUAGGUACUUAUGUAUGUGUGUGUGUGUAUAUGUGUAUGAAUUGGUUCGAUAUUAUUCGAGAUUCUUACUCCGCUUUUUUUUCUUCGAAGCUUCAAUUUUGCUUCUUCAAUUGAUUUGAGGUGGUAUGAUAUGAUCUGAUCUGAUAUAUUCAUUUCAUUUUAUUUUGAGUUGACUUGACUUGACUUCAGAUUCAUUCAAGUCUCAAUUAACACUCGACAAUAUAUAAUGAAUUUCUGAACAUACUACACAGCAUAACUCAUUGAUUGAGUACCCAUCUCCACUCUCAAAUUCCAACACAUCCAUACGUCGCAUCACCACAACUUAAUGUCGUUCCAGCCCCAAACAUCCGCACUAGAAGCAUGGAGGAGCUAUCCGGCUGUUGGCGCGAAGCCGCCCGCGCCGACGCCGUCGCAAUCGAACUCCUCAAAAUCCGCACCCAUCUAACCUCCUCCUCCGUCGCACUUCUCUCCCCCUCCUCCUCUCAUCCCCAUUCUCCCUCGCUAUCCGAUUCCCACCCCGAUUCCCCCGACAUCAGCGACUAUGAAAUCAUCACUGCGAUUCUCCGACACGUCGAACAGACAUCGCGGCUCCUCCGCGACUUGCACGAUCUCUUCCCGAUCUUUCGAUUGCGCGUUCCCGUCGUGAUAUAUUAUUUAACCGUCAUCCUACCGUGUUUGCAAAAGACGCUCCGGGAUAUGCUGGCGUUUUUGCUGUGUGAUGAUUGGUCCGUCAGAAUGAAAUGGAUGUUGAUGCAUGAACGUUUGAAUGAACAGGGGGGGAUGACACUGGCGUUGCGGUUUGUGAUGUAUGUGGAUUUUUUGGUGCAGUGUGUGAGAUUGUUGAGUAGAUCACCAACUUACGAUCCCACGACGCUGGAAUUGCUGCGCUUGAGAAUUUUAAGGUUGAGGGCUUUGAGGGGGAUUCCGGCACCGCCAAUCCCGAUACAACCACAUCUCGCUCCUGCACAACCGAAUCUGAUGGAAAUUGAGUGUCUGGGAAAGAGAAGCGAGGGUUUGGGGAAGAAUUGUAGGCAACGACGGCACUGGGCGGAAAAGAUCUUUGAUGAUCAUGCGCAACCGCUUUCGCAGGCACUUUUGAAACAUAGACGAGAAUCGAGAUGUUGGGGUCCAUCGAUGAAUCUUAUGAAGUUGGGUAUCCCUCCACAAUCAAAAGUUCUGUUUAAAUUACCCUUUGACAAAAAUCAUCUCUCCGUAACGCUCUAUCUCGACGAUACAGCACUUCAUCAAUCUCCCUAUUUACUCUGUCGCUGGAUGGAUAAACAAAAUAAUCCUCACUAUUCUUCUUUUGGGGUUCAUGAGCUAUGUAUUCGGAGACAUGGAAGUGCGUUGUGUUUUAAGAGGUGGAGAAUGGUGCUCUUCCAUUGCUCAUUCGUAGCACUGAAAGCGCGUUCCCAACUCACAAAUCUGAUACCAAGAGAUGAUUAUAUCAUUGCCGGAGAGGUGAAGAUUUUCCAAGGACAAAUAGUAGACGAUGGAUUCCACCACUCUCUCUUCGUCUACGAAAAUCAACACACCCAUACCCUACGACUUCACGCCGCAGUCGCAAAUGGAGAAUUGAGAAAAUGUCCUGUCUGGACCGCUUUUAUAACCGACCUCCAAGUCACAUCCGAUACCUGGCUCGCCCGACAUUCGCGUCAUCGCGUUUGGGUCAAAGAUUUGCAUCUCUAUGUUUUCUGCGAUGAGUAUUCGAGACGUGCGCAGGUGAAGAAACAUGGGGAGUUUGAAUUGAAUUUUGUGCAUGGGGCUGCAGCAGAUGCAUUCAUAAAUGUUUUCUACCCCCUAGAUUCCGAUUCGGAUUCCGAGUGCGCGAUUGAAGAUGUGCCGGGGAAUGCGUCGGCUGGACUUUAACAAGAUAUAUCGAGUUAUUGAAAAUUUUCGCUUUUGGUCUUGUAUCGAAACGAAGCGAAACGAAAUGGAACGAAGCUAAACGAGGAUUCGUGAACAUUUAACAUAUAAUUUGGGGGUUAGACGUCAGCUGAAAACUCAUCCUCAUCUAAGGCUUAGGCCCACCACGAGAAAAAUUGUGAUUAUCAGAUAAUCCCACGAUUUCGACUUCUCUAUUUUUCAUUCUGUGGUUGGAAUAGUGGCUUUCAUGAAGAUUAUGGAGAUUGUAAUCUUCUACGCUUCUUAUACGUUCCCCAGCUUCUCGAAAAUUCAACUUCUAUCAUUAAUUUGUUCAUCCAUUUAUUCCUCACACCGAACUUUCGAUAUUCUCUCUACCGAUUGCCGUAUUUACAGCUACACUUCUCCGUUUCCUUGACUGCUCCUUCUCUUAUUACUUAUUACUUUUUACUUCUCCAUCUUACUUUCCCACUCUCUUGAUUUCUCACUUCCUUAAACUAUUCUUAUUAACCUCGGGAAUCAAGAUGAGGAUGCACACCAGAAGGUAUCUCUGAAAAGAAGAAGAAGAAGAAGAAGAAGAAGAAGAAGGAAUAUAAAUCACAGGAUACCGAGUUCUUUUUUCAUAAAGUUGAACGAUUUGAUAUGAUACUAUGAUACUAUGACGUCAUGAUAUCAAGAGCCCACAAUACCCAGAGAAUGCGAUUUCUUUUUUGGGGAGGAGGGGGAACUCACCUUGUUCUUCGCUGUCUAUUUGAUUUGUUUUUCUGUUUUCAUUAUUUUUGGGUCAUGGUAUUGUGAGCGUGUGUUUUGGUUCCUUGAUUGAUAUCCAUGUUGGUAUCAAUGUCGAUAGCACUUGAUCCGUCGUAAAUACAUCGUAUUUGCAGGCUGCGGCUACGGAUUAUGAUUUAUGUUAGGAGGAGAUUGGACGUGAUGUGUGAUGAGGAUAUACGAAGUGGAGGUCUGAGAGUCGGGAAGAAAAGGGACUCGAGAAUCGGUGAUGAGGAAGAAAUUGUGUUUAUGUUUUAAUUGUCGUGCUAGAUGUAGUUGCUAGUAAGCUUGAUUUGAACCUGAAUUUGUGUAUAUUCUUUGAGUAUCGUAGUGUGUUUCCCUCAUUAUGUAUCUAUCUUGAAUGAUGUUUUUAUCGAUAUCUGAAGCGUCUCCGCCUGAACGAGGUUUGAUGUUUGAGGUUUGAGUUUUGAGGGUUAGGUUAUACGUCGCUUCUUUUCUUCCACCUUUUUCUUGGAAAGGGAGGA
This is a messenger RNA of Botrytis sinoallii, 3166 nucleotides long. RefSeq lists its product as uncharacterized. Lineage: Eukaryota; Fungi; Ascomycota; Leotiomycetes; Helotiales; Sclerotiniaceae. Bases 411 to 1919 code for a protein of 502 amino acids. The transcript is spliced from 11 exons. The record is from RefSeq and is a predicted model, not a curated record.